This is a messenger RNA of Chrysoperla carnea, 876 nucleotides long. It is a transcript of the gene PSMG1, whose product is annotated as proteasome assembly chaperone 1. Gene Ontology annotation, biological process: proteasome core complex assembly. NCBI's taxonomy places the organism in Eukaryota, Metazoa, Arthropoda, Insecta, Neuroptera, Chrysopidae. Bases 116 to 829 code for a protein of 237 amino acids. Gene Ontology annotation, molecular function: proteasome binding. Gene Ontology annotation, cellular component: endoplasmic reticulum. The record is from RefSeq and is a predicted model, not a curated record. The transcript has 4 exons.
UUCACAAGUGUCAAUUUUCAUGUCAUUUUUUGUCUAAGUCUAAACUGCCGGAAACCAAUAAAAACAAUUUGCAAUUUUUACAUAGUCAUGAUAAUUGUGUUAUAAAAAGUUAAAAAUGACUCUUUUUGGUGAAAUUAUCGAACCAAGCAGCCGAGCUUUAUGUGAUUUCGAAGAGGAUUUAGAUGUUGUACCAACAAUUGAUUUAAAAUGGGAAGGCUUAAAUGAACCACCAAAUACGAUAUCGCUUCUACUAUGCGCUGAAGGCAAAUCUUCAUUAGAUUUGUUUCGAAAAUCAGUAUUAAAUAAUGCCAGAAAAGUUUGUACAUGUCAAGAGAUUGGUGUGGAAAUUUAUCAAAUCUCUUUGAAUAACGAACAAGAAAGUUUGAACAAAUAUGUUUGUUUGUUUGGAAAUUCGAAUCGUUAUAAUGAUGCUGAGGUAAUAGAAUCAAUAAGACCGUGGAUUGAAAAUUCAAAACAAGUAGUUUGCUUUUUAACCCAAAAAAUGGUUGAAUAUUUAACACGAUUGAGUCAAGAAAAACCAGCAAUUUUGUUGCGAAUGUUACAAGUAUCAAAUUCCAAUGAAUUAAUGGACAAAUUGCCAGUCCCUAUAUUAGAACAGCCAAAUAUUAUUACAGGAAAAUUAGCAGCUGUAAUUUCUUAUCGACUUCAUAUUGACAAACCAGGUACCAUAUUUAUAUGCUAUCUGGAUCAAAUAGAAUUGGACAGUACAACGGCAGAACCAUUAUUGAGUUUAUUGAAUAAACUUAAUAUAAAAACGGUACCAUACACAGCUGGAGUACCAAAAAAUGAGUCUAAUCUUUAUCUGUAAUAAUAUUCAUUUUUUUUUUUUUAAAUAAAUAAAUUGGUUUGUACUUA